CAGGACAUUGAUUGGUUGCAGAAAAACCACUGUUUCGAUUGCACCUACACCUCCAGCCAGGUACCUAUCAGUUCAAGUAAUCGCGCGAACGAUCCGAUGCAAACAGACAGCUCAGCGCCAUCCAAACAGGAGAGCAGCAGGCAAGGAUUAGACGCGCGUGGGGAUGAAGAACAGUAUCGCGACACUCUCGUGAGUCGAAGUGCUGGCGAGGAUGAACGAGAUGAUGUUCUGAGUGCUGCGUAUGUUUUGGGCGCGAUAUCGUCUCAGAAGUCAUCCCCAAAGGAGCCGCUUACAGGAACUCAACCAGUAAGCGGAGGGGAUAUGUAUCGAGACAAACAGGGCAGCGAUAUGGCUAUAGAUGGCGAGCAAGCGUCUAGCAUGGACACCGACACACAGCCGUGUACGUGGGAGGGCUGUGGACAUAUCAGCCAAACACUGGAGGACAUGUUAACCCACAUGCGCACACACACCAUGUCGAGCCUACCUCCGAGGCGCACCCGUACCAAGCGAGAAGUCGGGACUGGGAGAUACUUGUCGGGCAUAGCCCCACAACCGGCCAAGGCUGGCAAGAGCGGACUGUUUCCGAGUGUUAACGUUAAGGAGCAUCAUUUGGAGAGGUCGGUAUCGCAACCACCGCCGCUCUUAGGCGACCGUUUCGUGAAUCGCACAAAGAGUGCGAAGACUGAGCGUGCAGUGAGCAUGCACAUGGACUCGCACGCACUGGCAAGUCCCAAUGCAGAUCCAAAGGCCGGACCAGGUUCUGGUACCGGUAUAUCGGGGUCAGCUGAUGACAAGUGCCCGCGGAGUGAAGGGGAGAAUUAUCAUCCUAGCCACCGCAGCAAGGGCGAUAAUAGUAUAGAGAUAGACAAGUUACGGGCACACAUGGCGGAAGUGAACGCGCAGGAACCGGGCCAGGAUUUAUUUGCGACUUCGAGCGGCGGUUCGUCUAUUGUUGGGCAUUUGAGAACACCCGAAGUAUCAGGCAUAGAUAGGCGAUCGUUUGCCGCCCCUGACCCAAACCAUCCGCAAAAUCGGGGUUUUGUGAUGGAUGGUAGUUCGGCGAAUAAUCGAGCGACGACGGAGUCAGGGGGACCGGCUUCCAGAGCUUCAAGUCUGAGAGAGCAAGGCAGUGAGAACGGUUCGCGGUAUGAGGCAGACGAAUCUGUGCGCAGGUACCGAACUUUUCCCCUAGAGUCUCCACGAACGGUGGCGAUGAGGGGCGUGCCAUCAGCAGAAGAUAGAGAUAAGUGCCAGGAACACGACACAGGGGCCAGAGAUGUCAUGAGGGAAAGCGGGAGUGGUGCUGGGAAGUUGCACAGCUGUGACUGGGACGGGUGCACGUAUACGGGCACGUUGGAGGGGCUCCUAAAACAUAUGCGAGAGCACACGCUGUCGGUGCUGUACCCCAUCGCGGAUAUGAAGGGCGAUACAGGCAACCAGGGGUAUGCACGGGAGAGACAGGAAAAGCCUGUAGACGGUAUAAGAUCACGUGGACACUCGAGCUCGCCGCCAAGGUACUCGAUUCCUGGCCGUAACGCAGCCAGCGCUCAGAAGUCGGCGGUGAAGCUCAACGGGGCUAUGCCCAGAACCAGACGCGGUACGCAAUCAAGACUUAGUCAACAGCGCAGCAUAGACGCAGUUGCGCGCUCGGACAGGGAGACAGAGGCCCUCAGGGAGCGAGCGUACAGGAUCGAGAGAGAUAAGCUGCCGAGGGGCGAGGCUCCGGUGUCCGAGGACCAGUACGCAGGGAACUCGCAGAUGUACGACCGAAUCAAGUAUAUGGAGGAUGACAUGACGGACGAACGGGAUCGCGACUUCAAGGAAACACGCGCGUAUACUAACGAUGUGCUGGACAAGCGAUCGCGGCCGAGCCGGAGGUAUGACUACAAGUACGAUGACGAGUACAGCGACAGAGGUGUCAGCGCAGAACGAGGGGGAGAGGGAGAGAGGGUCGGCAUGGGGGAUAGGCUGGACGGGGACACCGAGGGUAUGGCACGGUCAGUCUCAGGGGUGGAUGACGAGGGUCCGCUCACCACUCAUAAGGUGCCCUCAACACAUAGCCUACCACCCGCUGCCUCGGCCGAAGAUAUCGCCGCACAGGAGCACGCGGAGUCCCAGAUACAGGGGCGGGUUACGUUCUCGAAUACCAUGCCUCUAAACCGACCCCACUCAGCCUCACUAGAGCGCGAGAAAGUCAGCGCCACGCGAUCUCUGCAGCAAGGAGAUAUGCGCUACAUGGGAGAGGAGGAUAGUGGCUCGGACAGGUACCCGAGACACUCGUUUGGGCAAGACAGCCGCUAUCGCGCGCGUGAGCGUGAGCCCGAGAGCACGAGCAAGUACCGCAGAACGUUUAGGGACGACCCCAAGGGCGCGGAACUGGGCACCCACGAGGACGUGCACAUGGCACGGCGCCAGUCGACCAGCUCUAGCACAGAUAACUACGACAGACAUAGUGCGGCCGAGAGAAGUCGAUGGGAAUAUUCUGACCUUGAACGUAUCUCUUCAGCUCACGGAUCGGGCCGGGGAGGUGGACCAAAUAGUGCACUCACACCACCUGUUGGGGGCAUCAAGAGCCGAAGUCGCAGCCCAAGGCCACACCCUUACGCACAAACUAACACUGAUGGUAGUGCUGGCUUGGGAGGCGACACCAAUGGACGUAAAUACAUGGAGACCGCCUACGAUCAGAGGAAGUCGUAUUCGAGCCCACGGUAUAUGGAUACGGAUGCGCGAACUAGCAGAGAGGGCGCUGAUGAGCACGACGAAGAGCAUGCCUGUGAUUGGGACGGGUGCCAGUGGACUGGUUCUCUCGAGGGUCUCCUGGCACACAUGCGCGGCCACACACUGAGUAAUCUGGCGGUACCCCCUAGUGGGACUCGCAGUCGGAAUGGGUCAACCAGCGGGGCGAAGAACGGGGCGAAGAACGGUACAAAUCCCGGGAGGACUAGUGAUGUGGAGAGAUCCAAUGACUCGCCGAUGACCUCACCUCAUCUCGAUAGGCGGCGCAAUCCUGACGAGAACGCGUCAACUUCCUACUAUGCAUACAACCGUGAACCACUGCCUCCGGAUAGUAUGUCAGCAUACAAUGACACGGCAAGCGUAAGGCCACAGGAUACAGCACCACAUGCAGCUCAGGGGUCUGGCGGAACGGAUGUACAGAUCCGAUUGCCCGGUUCCCCGAUGUCCAUGAGCAUGCCGCGGUCGUCUAAUACGAGCCCACAGAAGUUGGCUCUUUUGCAACCGGAGUUGCGACAACCGAGCUCACCCGCUCUUGUGCAUCCAGAUGCCGAUACGACCAGGCCACGGGGUGAUAUGACCGCCAAUGGGAAUGCGGCCGGCAAGGACUCUCACAAGAUAGCACUCCGACUGUCUGCAGAUAAGUAUACCACUACCCCCGCAUCCCGGAACGGACCAGAAUACAUGCCAGAAGCGUGUAGUUCUACCCCACGUUUGGGGUCCGAGGACACGCGUAUGGCACCAUUACCCUCCUAUCCAAGCAUCAGUGUAGACGGGCGUCAACACAGUCCGGACGAUACCGGCACGGACAUCGCUCGCCACAGGAGCGCCGGGAGCUCGCGCAAAUCUAUGGGCAUGGCCUCUCCCACAACCAACGGCCGGCUGUCUGUGGGCGGCGAUCGAGUGGUCGAAUCACGCCAAAGCUACUCCAGUGCGUCCCACCGGGCCGCUGGGGCAACUCCGGAUCUGGAUUUUCAGGAGACGGCAUGCGACUGGGAUGGUUGCACUUACGUCGGGGUGGAUAUCAUCAAUCACAUGCGUAUGCACGCGCUCGCAGGUGUGCCAGUGCACGGGCGGGGUCGUGGUGGGUCUCGGGGCUCGAAGAACAGCAGCGCCAGCUAUGCUAUGAGAGUUUCUAAUGGGAAUAGUAGUGGAGUAUCUGGGUAUGAGCGCGAUUUGCCGUCGGUAGAUAACCGGGAGGCUGCCACGAGAGGCGAGUCCAGCCCCCGUCAGCGCGUGAAGCGCUCACGCUCGCAGGAGGUGAGAUCAUCGCCAUAUCCUGUGUCCACCGGAAAGAUGAAUGCUUUGGCCAAUCCUGACUCCAAUUUGAGCAGUGAUAGAGAUAGAGGAUUGGCUACGGACGGAAGAAGAGAAGACAGAGAGGGUUCGUUCGGGAGAGGUGGGCCUGCAAGAUCGCCUAUCUCUAAGCCCAGGGGCUAUCAGGGGAGUGGCGAUGGAGAGCGGAUGCAGUACGAGCUCGAGCCUGUGAAUGGAACGGAUAAAAGUGGCGAUGUUGCCAGGAAUCGUGCCAGGCUGGAAGACACGCACCUGCAUUCAAAUGCGAGGCGUAUGCAGACAUACACACCAGGACACUCCCAAUCUCGUUCACUAGUUACCGUCCCGGCACACCGUAGCGAGAGUAUGGGUAUGUAUGAAAGGGAGGAUAUCAGGCAUAUCCGUGAUGGUGGUUCAAGGCCCGCAUCCAUGGAAUUGGAACGAGGCUUCGAUAGACACGAUAGUAGUGGAAUUAGUGGUCCCCCGCCCAACAGAGCGAGCUACAGGUCUUACUCUACUACCCCAGGUCCCUACACGUCUGGGCUGACUCAUGAGCAAGCUCCUGCUGAGUAUUACAGCAGUCGAGAGGGUGGCAGAUACAGAGAUGAUAAUAGGUAUGUGAACGAGGAGAAUGGAUACGGCAACCGUUUUGGUGAGACCGUUCGUGAGCAGUAUCCUACUAGAAUCUGGAGGGACCAGGAAUACAAUGGCGGUGCGCGAUCGCCCGGGGCCGUUGAUGCGAAUCGUGAGCGUGAAUACGCACAUGAGGAAUUAGCACACGCGUCAUCACGUAUCAAUGUUAGAAAUGAUGGAUCGGAGAGACAUGGGGGUGGGUUUGUUGAUGGACCGUCGACGCAUUCGUAUCAGUACUCUCCCAGGUCGGAGCGCAAGCCUUAUGUACGUCAGGGAUACGAUGUCCGCAUUCCGCAGGGGUUUGAGCGUGAUGUAAGUACCAAAGCAUAUCAGGAACAACAUGACAGAGAAUCAUUCGAUCAUCGAGAGAGAAAUACAGACAGAGACGACGCCUUACAUCGGCGACAACCCUCUGAUAGUCAAGCGCAUUCCACAAUGAGAGGAACUCCCCAGGAUGGAGCAGGAAAUGACGACAACGUCAGGAAUGGUGCACGAGAUUCUACUGCGCGUGACGGUGAUGUAGAUAUCGAGACGUGUGAUUGGGAUGGAUGUGGUUUUAGGGGGACGAUAGAAGAUUUAAUCGGACACAUGCGCUCACAUACACUGUCUAGUCUGCCACCACGCAGGAGCAAAGCGCCACCCAAUCCUGCGCUAGCACCAUAUCGAACGGCUAGGGCGGAGACAAAAGUCAGCGAGAAAGGGAAUACGAGCGAAAAGGAAAUCACAUCGAGCCAGAUCCCAGUACCACGGGUAGACGUGACUGAUAAGUAGGGCGUGCGGCGCUAUGCGACGUCAUGUAUGGACAGAUUGAACGAGAUACACAGACGGAUGAAAUGUAAAUAUAGAAAUAAUCACUGAGAUACACAUCGGUGUCAGAUCGGCCUAACGAUUAAGCGGUGUCGAAACGAUAUCUUUUCCAUACGCUUUAUGCGCUCAAGCGAUUCAUGCAGAGUUCACACUCGUUGAGUUCGCGAGAGAGAUGGGAUGUGCUCUGUGAUAAUUAAAUAUCGGUAUCUGG
Molecule: messenger RNA, 5659 nt
Organism: Sphaeroforma arctica JP610
Lineage: Eukaryota; Ichthyosporea; Ichthyophonida
Exons: 1
Source: RefSeq, a predicted model, not a curated record